This is a messenger RNA of Cladophialophora immunda, 664 nucleotides long. RefSeq lists its product as uncharacterized. Bases 437 to 664 code for a protein of 75 amino acids. The transcript has a single exon. The record is from RefSeq and is a predicted model, not a curated record. Lineage: Eukaryota; Fungi; Ascomycota; Eurotiomycetes; Chaetothyriales; Herpotrichiellaceae.
UGGAUGGCAAAGGGUGGAUAUGAGGGUUUCAUUGACCGAAUGGUGCUUCUCUGACUCGUGCUAGCAUCCCUUGCCCAGGAAGAAAGAUUGAUGUCUCAAAAAUAUCCCGUGGCACAACCCCGUUUCUUGACCCACCAGAUUCUCAAUCGACUCCAUAACCCGAGCCGACCAAUCACAUCUCGCGACAGCCUCCUCACUGGGCAAGCUCUUCUGCAACGAAAUACAUAUCGCCUUAUAUGACAUGGCCCUUUCGGCAUGGUUCAUAAAGCCUUGAGGGAGCAGAAAGAUUAGAGCUGCCACCUCUAGCUGUCUAUCUGCGAGCCAACGGUACAUCAUUCCAAGUCCUCAGACCGGAGCACGAUCGUUACGUCGAGCUCCCGAUACCGAGAGAAAAGCCUCGAUUUCGGAUCCCAAUUGUCCAGAUCGCUUAGCCAAGAUGAUAUCCUACGAAGGAAUCAUCGCCAUAUGCAUCUUUGGCGCCGCCGCGCUCGUCACGAUGGGAUACGUAGUCCACAGACUGUUAAGCAAAGCAAGCAACGCCGGCGACCCAUUCACCCCGUCCGACCAGCAGAGGCAGUACAUGCGAGAGGUGCGGGAGAGGAAUAUAAUGGAUGCGCUGGGGAAUACCAGGCCGCAGCGGCGACAUCAUGCGGCGGAUAUGUGA